This is a messenger RNA of Thunnus maccoyii (southern bluefin tuna), 3233 nucleotides long. RefSeq names its product actin-binding LIM protein 1-like. Lineage: Eukaryota; Metazoa; Chordata; Actinopteri; Scombriformes; Scombridae. Gene Ontology annotation, biological process: lamellipodium assembly; cilium assembly; cytoskeleton organization. The coding region runs from base 53 to 1768 and encodes 571 amino acids. The transcript is spliced from 20 exons. Gene Ontology annotation, molecular function: actin filament binding. Gene Ontology annotation, cellular component: stress fiber; actin cytoskeleton. The record is from RefSeq and is a predicted model, not a curated record.
UCUGAUCCGCUGCAGUGAGCUCUCUCCCACAGACGUGCAGAUACCAACUGUCAUGAAAGAGAAAGUGCUACACGCUCAGGAUGAAUGCCACCCGUGUCCCCGAGCAGGGAAGCGGCUCAUCCAGUGCUUCAGAUGUGGGGAACCGUGCAAAGGAGAGGUGCUGCGAGUCCAGGCCAGCCACUUCCAUAUAAAGUGCUUUACCUGCAAGGUCUGUGGCUGUGACUUGGCUCAGUCAGGCUUUUUCAUGAAGAAUGGCGACUACCUCUGUCCGCUGGACUUCCAGAGGCUUCACGGCACGCUCUGCAACAACUGUGGGGAAUUCGUGGAGGGAGAAGUGGUCACAGUCUUGGGGAAGACCUACCACCCGGCCUGCUUUGUGUGCACCAUUUGCAAACAACCCUUUCCUCCAGGGGAUUGUGUCACCUUCAAUGGAAAAAACUGCCUCUGUCAGCGCUGUAUUAGACCCUUGUCUCCAACUCCUAACGACAUCAGCUGUUCAAAUAGCUGCAGUGGUUGCGGUAGAGAGAUCAAGAAUGGCCAGGCUCUGUUAGCCCUGGGUAGCCAGUGGCAUCUUGGCUGCUUCAAGUGCAAAGCCUGCAGAAGAAUGCUGAGUGGCGAAUACAUCAGCAAGGAUGGUGUUCCGUACUGUGAGAGGGACUACCAGAUUCAGUUUGGGGUACAAUGUGAAGCAUGUCAGAAGUUCAUAACAGGGAAAGUCCUGGAGGCAGGGGACAAACAUUAUCACCCCAGCUGUGCAAGAUGCAGCCGAUGUGAUAAAAUGUUCACAGAAGGAGAAGAAAUGUAUCUGCAAGGUUCAACAGUGUGGCACCCGGACUGCAGAGACAGCAGCAGAACUGAGGACAGUUACAGGGUUGGCAGACCCAAAACACCUCUUGAUUUCUUUUUCCCCCCACAUGAACUGAAGCCCAUUAGAUCCUCAUCUGAGAGCUCCUCUUCCAGACCGGGCUCGUGCACUCCAGGAAGCCCCGGUCGCACUAUAUGUGCAAAAGUAGAUAAUGAGAUCAUUGAUUACCGAGACUUAGCGGCAAUUCCCAGAGUCAAGGCUAUAUAUGAUAUAGAGCAUCCUGAUAUGAUAUCCUAUAAGACUGAGAGAGACAACUCCUCUGCUUUGGACAACAAAGGCAACAGACAGGAGAGGCAGAGCUCUGCAGAGUCACCAGGAAAUGUAUCUGAAACCACAGAGGAGAGUUUUGAAAUGAGAAAGUGCAUACCAACAUCCACAAGCCACGGAUCUUUCGGAGUUCAUGCAUCGUACAAUCGUCACAGCUACACUCCGACUCUGUCCAGAUCACCACAACAUUUCCACCGGCCGGAACAGGGCUUCAACAUGUACAGAAGGCCUCCAAUUUACAAACAGCAAGAUGAUCCAAAUUCCUCUCAAACAUCCUCUUUGCCUGGAUACGGUCGAAGCGGCCUCAAUCCGCCACGGUCAGCUGAUUUCUCCAUGUACAACGGUGACAGAUUCAGAGAUGUUAAGCUCUUCCAUGACGGUCAACAUCCAUUAAUACGACUGGAAAGAGGAGUGUCUAUGCCUAAUUUGUUGGAACCAAAAGUCUACCCGUAUGAAAUGCUCACAGUUGCCAACAGAGGACGAGUGAAGCUUCCCAAGGAGGUUGACAGAACAAGACUGGAGCGUCACCUCUCCCCGGAUUCAUUCUUUGAGAUCUUUGGCGUGGAUAUACAAGAAUUUGACAGACUUCCACUUUGGAAGCGUAAUGACAUGAAGAAGAAGGCGAAUCUCUUCUGAAUGCUGCCUCAUGCAUGUUUUUAUUCAUUGUUAAUAUGCAGUAUGUGUCAAGUUUUGAUGACCCCUUAUAUUUAUUUCUUUGUAUUUGACACAAAAAUUAGAAAUCGUUUGCCUAAGAACAGGACAAACUAGAUCUUUACAGGGACACGGUACUAUGUUUCCCUAUUAGUCUUGGUAGGCUAUUGUUAUGAAUGAUGAAUGCAUUUAUAAUACCUCAAUGCAGACAUGAACACAAGUACUCAGCUUAGUCUAGCUAUAGUCUUGGCUUCGGUAAUAGGUAGCCAUUAUUAUUUGUCUUUCCUAUGUCAGCCCUGUCUCCCCAGGAAUUAUGUUCAUAUUGGACGAUUCAGCUGAAUUCAAUUUAUUUGCCCAUUCAUCAUAAAUCCAACAUGUAGUGUGGCAUUUAUUUACCAUGAAAAAAAGUGAAAAAUAUGGAGAAAGGGUAAAAAGUAAUGUUUCUUCUUUGAGACUUUGCAUCCUGUUUCAGACCAACCGUUUAUGUUGACUUUUGUGACAUUUAUUAGUGAAGACAGUCUUUCCUUAACCUUCCCUAACCUUCCCUAACCUGAACAAUGUGAUCUUUGUACUGCUGGUAUGUUUUCACUCUACUGAUGGGGGCGCCAGAUCAGCAAAAUGCUCAUACACUGUAUUGUUCAAGAAUGAUUGUGCAAAACCUUAGAUUAUGUUCAGUGACAAAGUUUUCAAGGACAACCAACGUUGUAAUUAUUCCUAAAGUAUCUGCAAUUGGCAACUACAAGAUGAUGGACAAUGUAUGGUCAAGGUUAAGCACCCAAAACACUUGCAGUUUAAAGCUAAAUCACAAGAAUUUAUCAUGAUCUACUUUUAUGCAUGAACAAAUGUUAAAACAGACUGGGGAAUCAUAAAAUAAAAGAUUGCCAUAAGCCUCACUAAAGCAUUAGUGUAUGUUUCUGCUUGCCUUCAGGUUGAGUAUUUAGGUUAUUGUUGGUGUUUAAGUGUCUGUGACACUCAUAUCUAAAAUGGUUAGACUGCCCCACAUAAAAUCCUAUGUAGAACAUUAAUAUUACCUUUUUUGAACAUUUAUUCCCAUGAUGCUUGAUGUAUAGUGCAGUGAUUGGGUACAUGAAAUUAGCAUAACCUGUCAUCGCAGCAGUCAUCCCUGAUAACUGAACUGUAUGCAUUUCACCCAUGUUGUCAUUGUCACUAUAUGAUAUUAUAUUUUUCUUAAUUAGUCGAUACUUACUUUGGUUGCAUCCUGGUUACACAAACAACAUGUUUAAGCACAAAACUGAGACAUCUUUGAGAAUGUGGAUUUUUAUGUCAAAAUUAUCACUGACAGAUGCUUUACUGGAAUAUAAAGGAAUAAUUAAGAUGAUUUCACAUUUAUUUCUGUUUUAUGUAUCACCCUGACUCAGCUUUGGUAAAUAUACUCUAUGUUAUACUGACAUCGCUGUCCCAGCCCAAUACCUUAAGCGCCCUAAAUAAA